Phyllopteryx taeniolatus (common seadragon) is the source of this 1153-nucleotide messenger RNA. Its product is annotated as methyltransferase-like 26 B. The record is from RefSeq and is a predicted model, not a curated record. The transcript is spliced from 6 exons. The coding region runs from base 349 to 1098 and encodes 249 amino acids. Lineage: Eukaryota; Metazoa; Chordata; Actinopteri; Syngnathiformes; Syngnathidae.
AGCUCUGCCUACCUUUUGGCUUUUCGAUGAUAGCUCGGGGGGCGAUGGCGGUGCCUCUGCCCGAUAGUGUUUCAGUGUCGUUCGACGGCCGUCGCUUGAGAGUGGCUCUGGAUCUUCACCCGGCCUAGCUGAUGAUGUCACGGGCAUAGAAACUUGUUGUGGGGUGGUUAUUAUGCAAAUUAGCAGCAGUGACACAUCGGCUUUCUCCCGGACAACAAUACAGAAUUUUUCUUAGCACGGGGGAGCCUCCCGUGCUCGUGUAAGGGAAUCCUCUUAAGCGGGUAAUCUGCGUCCCAUCUGUCGCCGCUCACGUCUGACCUGGGUCAACGUGCCGCUUCCGCCGUUAUUAUGGGACAUCUGAAGAGGCUCGAAGCCAGCAGAAGACACCCCAGGGCUCCCGCCGCUGCUGCUGCUGCUGCUGCUGCGGGCCAUGCUGCUGUCUCCUCAGGCGGAGAGGAACUGGGAGCAAGUGUGCUCGGUGCUGCAAGAAGCGCUGGAGGAGCAGUCCCACCGGCAGCUCUUCGCCCUGGAGCUGGGCUCCGGAACCGGGCAGCACGUCAUCCGCUUCGCCCAGAAGAUGCCCUUCGUCACCUGGCAGCCGUCGGACAUCCAGGAGGAGGCCCGGCAGAGGUAGGAACAGUUUGGCGGUUUCUGGCACUGGAUCGAUACCUCCAAUGCAGCAUCAGGGCGUACAUCGUCGCCACCAACCUGACGACGGUUCUGCCGCCUGUGCACCUGGAUGCCAGCGAACCUUGGGAGAAGUGGGCGGGGGUCCCUCGUGGCUCCUGUGACGUCAUUGUUGCCAUUAACCUACUGCAGUACAGCACCUUCAAGACAGCACAGGGUGUUUUCAACGGGGCAGGUCAGGUCAUCAAAGAAAAUGGUCUCUUGGUGACAUAUGGGGCGUACGCCAUUAACGGCACCAUUACGCCACCAUGCAACCAACUCCUUGAUGAAGAGCUUCGCAAAGUGAAUCCCGAGUGGGGACUUCCGGACGUGGACGUGCUCCGACAGCUGGCCUACGGAAACGGGAUGCGCAUGGAGAGGAUGGCCGAGAUGGAAGAAUGCUACAAAUGUCUCAUCUUCAGAAAAAUAUAGACAUAUGCAUCACUGUACUCUUUAUUGACAAGAAAUAAAAGUGCAACGAUCCAAA